AUGGCUUCUCUUCCUUUGAUUGGAGGAAUCCCUGAUAUCACUCAAACCCAAGUUAACAGUGACAACAACAAGAACAGAAUAGUUUUUUCAAUUGUAGAUGCCAGCAAAACAGUUGUACAAUGUACUCUUUGGGGGCAACUUGCGGUUCAGCUAUAUGAGUAUUAUAAGAAUAAUAAGCAAGCCUCUGAUAUUGUCAUUGUGCUAAUCAAUGCAAGGGUUAAAGAGGCUCAAGGAGGAUUCCCAGUUAGUGUUUCCAACACAUGGAAUGGAAGCAAACUGUUGAUCAAUGACCUUGCCAUUGAGGAAGUCAAGAGUCUAAAAGAAAGACUUGGUGUUGAUUUGCCUUUGUUAUCAUCUUCAAGUGUACAAGUUGAGGCAACGCAAAACUCAUUUUAUUCUGACUAUGACAAAUUUGUUUGGAAGGCUGAAAUAAUGAGUCUCUCUGAAAUAGCAAAUCUGCAACAUGAAACAACCUGUGUUACCGUUGCUACACUCGAUAAGUUUGAUGCUGGGCAGAUGGGGUGGUACUAUGAUGGAUGUGUGGAAUGCACAAGGAGUGUGACUGUCAAGGAUGGAAAGCUGAAGUGUUUUAAGGAGCAUAUUAGCCCAGAACCUGUGCCACGUUAUAAGCUUGAUAUAACAGCUAUUGACGGCAGUUCGAAGGCAAAGUUCGUCUUUUGGGACACAGACUGCGUGAAGUUAAUUAGGAAGUCUGCUCUUCAAAUGAAGAUGGAUUUAACACAGUCUGCUGAUUACGAUCCACUUGAGUUCCCUUACGAACCUGACUCCAUAUUGAAAAAAGAAUUGGCAAUUAGAGCUGUUUAUCAGCCUAAAAAUGGGCGACUUUCUGUCAUUGGCUUCAAGACUGAUGAAGAUGUGCGUAAUAAAAUUAAGGAGAUUUUCAAAUUUGAAGAGACCUCAAAACUUCGAGCACCAGAACCUCUGUCCCAGGAUGACAUGAAUAGCAUUUCUGAACCUGUAUCUGCAUCUGCAGAAAAUGACAUGACCAUUGAAAAUUCAGGACUCACUCCAUGUAAGAGACUUAUCAAUGAUGCAGUGGAAGAUAAUGAUAGUGUACAACAAUCAUCCACCAAGAUGGCCAAAGAUAUUAAACAGGAGAAAUAUUUUAAAGGUGAUUUUCCAAAGUUUUCAGUUUCAGGUGUUCAAGUUACUGCAUCACAAAAUUCAUACUACUCACACUAUGAUAAAUUUGGAUUGAAAGCUGAUAUAUUUGGAGCAAAAGAGGAACCUCUGUCUGUCUCAGCCGAUUGUGAACCUUUUGUCUCAAAUACUAAUCUGACACCUUCUAAGGGAAUUUUAAGUGAUGUUGUCGAGGAUAUUGAAGUUGUCCAGCUUUCGUCGACAAAGUUAAUCAAAGAUAUCAAGAAGGAGGAAUAG
Molecule: messenger RNA, 1398 nt
Organism: Vicia villosa (hairy vetch)
Lineage: Eukaryota; Viridiplantae; Streptophyta; Magnoliopsida; Fabales; Fabaceae
Exons: 10
Coding region: 1-1398 (465 amino acids)
Source: RefSeq, a predicted model, not a curated record